UACAAACCCCAUUCUUUUCGCACACCAUCUAAUUUCUAGACGAUCAUCACUUCCCCCUCCACUUUUGAUCAUCAAACGAUUGCUCCAAGAAAAAUGGCACCAACAUUUACCAACCCUGACGAAAGCUACUUCUGGGGCAGACGAUCUGUUCGGGAUUCAUGGAUUGCUUUGUGGGUGAUGUGGAUGUUGUGGAUGUUCUUAUUCCUUGCAAAGCAGAUCUUUGGUUCGCCUCGUGUUUAUGAUGCAAGAGGCGAUCGUGUGCCCGCAGGCACAGCUGCGCCCGAUGUUGGACCUUACGGUAAUACAGCUCAUCAUGAAGCUGCUGUUGGUACUACCACCGCACCUGUUGCUGCUCCUGUUAAUCAGCACAAGGGUCAUUUUGGACGCACUGCCAACAACAUGAGAGAGCGCAUUAGAAGAACCCACAAUUUGGUUCGAGAUUUGACUCUUAUGCUCCUCUUGGCCUUGACGGUCAAUGCUUUUGGUUCUGGCUCUGCUGUCUUUGUCAACAUCAUGGCUUGGAUCUUUACUGCAUUGGCUUUCAUGUGGGCAGGAGCAAUCAUGAUGGUCGAGAGCCGCAUCUUAGAUAUGGCAUUCGGUGUCCUCGAGAUGCUGAGCAUCCUUGCAAUCCUUAUUGCUGCCUACGCAAUGGGAUGGAGGGUCUUAUAAAUGACUUGAGCAACAAGUAAACCCUUAUUUCUUUAACAUGCCAAGGAGGGAAAUGAGAAGUAGGGAAAUGACUGAUACUCUUUCCUUCCUUUGCAUUUACUUUUACUUAAUUUCACAUGAACAUAUUUUUUCGUAAUUAGUACAUAUUCGUAUUGUUUUUCAAUAGUAAAGCACCCAUUUGAUUGUAGUCAAUGUGGGCCUCUUAU
Messenger RNA from Lobosporangium transversale, 875 nucleotides. RefSeq lists its product as hypothetical. Lineage: Eukaryota; Fungi; Mortierellomycota; Mortierellomycetes; Mortierellales; Mortierellaceae. The record is from RefSeq and is a predicted model, not a curated record. Bases 94 to 669 code for a protein of 191 amino acids. The transcript is spliced from 5 exons.